Pipistrellus nathusii (Nathusius's pipistrelle) is the source of this 1182-nucleotide messenger RNA. The record is from the annotation of a GenBank genome assembly. NCBI's taxonomy places the organism in Eukaryota, Metazoa, Chordata, Mammalia, Chiroptera, Vespertilionidae.
AUGGAGGCUCCACUGGUGAGUCUGGAUGAAGAGUUUGAGGACCUCCGGCCCUGCUGCUCAGAGGAACAGGAGGAGAAGCCACGGUGUCUGUAUGGCUCCUCGCCCCACCACCUGGAGGACCCCUCCCUCUCUGAGCUUGAGAAUUUCUCUUCUGAAAUAAUCAGCUUCAAGUCCAUGGAGGACCUCGUGAAUGAAUUUGACGAGAAGCUCAAUGUCUGCUUCCGGAACUACAAUGCCAAGACCGAGAACCUGGCUCCCGUGAAGAACCAGUUCCAGAUCCAAGAGGAGGAGGAAACCCUGCAGGACGAGGAGGUUUGGGAUGCUCUGACAGACAAUUACAUCCCUUCACUCGCAGAAGACUGGAGGGACCCAAACAUCGAGGCUCUGAAUGGCAACAGCUCUGACACCGAGAUCCAUGACAAAGAGGAGGAGGAGGAGUUCAAUGAGAAGAGUGAGCACGAUUCUGGGAUCAAUGAGGAGCCGCUACUCACUGCGGAUCAGGUCAUCGAGGAGAUCGAAGAAAUGAUGCAGAACUCCCCGGACCCCGAGGAGGAGGAGGAGGCCCUGGAGGAGGAGGACGGGGCCGAAACGUCCUCCCAGGCGGACUCGGUGCUCCUGCAGGAGAUGCAGGCCUUGACCCAGACCUUCAACAACAACUGGUCCUAUGAAGGCCUGAGGCACAUGUCCGGGUCCGAGCUGACGGAACUGCUGGACCAGGUGGAGGGCGCCAUCCGCGACUUCUCGGAGGAGCUGGUGCAGCAGCUGGCCCGCCGGGAUGAGCUAGAAUUCGAGAAGGAAGUGAAGAACUCCUUCAUCACGGUGCUCAUCGAGGUGCAGAACAAGCAGAAGGAGCAGCGAGAGCUGAUGAAGAAGAGGCGGAAAGAGAAAGGCCUGAGCCUGCAGAGCGGCCGCGUGGACAAGGGCAGCCAGAUGCCCCUCAAGCGCUUCAGCAUGGAGGGCAUAUCCAGCAUCCUGCAGAGCAGCAUCCGCCAGACCUUCGGCUCCUCGGGGACCGACAAGCAGUAUCUGAACACGGUCAUCCCCUACGAGCGGAAGGCCUCCCCUCCAUCCGUGGAAGACCUGCAGAUGCUCACCAACAUUCUCUUCGCCAUGAAGGAGGAUAACGAAAAGGUGCCCACUUUGCUAACGGACUACAUUCUAAAAGUGCUCUGUCCCACCUAA